AAGUACGUGGCCAAGAUGGCGGCCGAGGUGAUUGAAAUCUUAAAGAAAUGCGUCAACAAGAUCACAAGUUCCAGUACGAAGGAAAGGCGACACGUUUGUGAGGAACUUCUAUUGCCUUGCAUCCAGAAACAGGAUUUUUCUGAGGCUGGAGUAAAAGCAGUGAUCAAGUUGAUAUUUUUAACACAACAUCGUUACAGAGAUAACCAGUCUAGAAGAGGGGUUGAAGAAGUCCUUAGAGUGUUGGCAGAAAAGCAAAGUGUGAAUGCUGUCAAAUAUUUUUGUAUGGUGUUUUCUGAUGUUGAAAAACAUAUAACCUCAUCAGCGCCAAGUUAUGUGAACAGUGGUUCAAAUCUUGUUCUUUUGUGUUGGUCAUGUGUCCUUGCCAGACAUGUCUACAGCAAGACUGAAUUGUGUAAGGAUGCACAAUGGAUCAGACUGGUACAGGUUCAAUGUCUGGCACUGCAUGGAGUUCUGUCUGCUGGAACAGCUUGUGUUUGUGAAGCAGGAAAGAAAAAAUUAUACAGAGUCUGGAGAGAGGUUCCAGGAAUCACAUUUAAAUAUGCAGAAGCCAUCAGCAAAUUGGAGGCAUCACAGGAAAACUGUUGCUUGACUGGACUGCUAUUUAAUUUUUGCACCAAAAAUAAAGAUGUUGAAACAAUAGGUAAAUUUAAGAAAACAUUGCUGGAAAUGUACGUGAAAGCUGUGAUCAAUAGCAAGACAAGACCCUCCCAUCAUGUCCUGGUGAACAUUUCCCCUUUGCUCAGUCACGUCACCCAUGAUGACUUCAGCAGUUUAAUCUUACCAGCAUUACAGAAAUCCCUGCUGCGAAAUCCAGAGGUGGUUCUUGAAAGUGCUGCUUAUUUAAUUUCUUCAGUUUCAAUUGAUUUAUCAAAGUAUGCUUUAGACAUCUGUAAAAACACUGUUGGUCAGCUGCGUGCUAAAGAAGAGCUCCACAGACAGGAGGCUACGUUAAUCUUAAAGAAUCUUGCACAUCAGUGCAGUGAUCCAGGAGCAAUGGAGGAACUUAUCAACUACUUAUUUGCUGUCCUUAAUGGUUCAGAAGGCAAACUUACUCAGUGGAAUGACAGAGUUGGUGUUCUUCAAGGGAUAAAGAGUCUGGAGCACCAUUCAGUUAGUGGAAAUGCAUCUGUGCAAGCAUUAAGCCAACUUGUCUCUGAAAAACUUGUGAAAUAUUUACAACAAGAAGUGCAUGAAGGAGCUGUUGUGUAUGGCCUAUCAGUUUUAAGUCACUGGUGUACCCAUUUUUCCACACAAGUACCUAAGGUGCUUGUUGAUGCCUUCAAGAAAGGAAUGACCAACAAGAACUCCACCACAGCUGUACGUACUGGGUACUUACAGUGUAUGACAGGUGCUUUUCAAGGUAAUACCCUUCUCCAAGGGAUGGAAAUUCUGCCUCAGUUACUGCAAACAAUUGAAAAAGCCAGUGGCCAACCAAACCAAGCUGCCAUUGUUACAGAAGGACUAUUAGCUGCCUCCAUACUGAUCCGAUUAUCACUUGCUGAUGUACAAGCAGAAUCUAAACUGGGUUCAUUUUGGACAACAUUCCUGGAUAUAAAGAAGCAGCUGUUUGUUUCAGACAAAUUUUUAAACUUUGCAUCUGAAGAAGCUCUUCUGUUACUGGUGUCUGUGAUUGAAAGACUCGUCCUCAGUCAUGGACAAAGAUUAAACAAAUCUAAUAGCCAACCUUGGUACAGAGCUUUGGUAUUUCUACUGACUCACUCAGCUUGGAAGGUCAGGCAGAAUGCGCAGUCCUGUGUUCAGCGGCUGUUCAAUGCUUUAGGAGAGAGUGCUUUAGAACUACAGUGUUUGUUGUUGAAAGAGCUGUCAAAGCUUAUUGCUCAACAGAAGCAUCAUGUCACAGACAAUUCUGUUCCAAUCAUGAAUGGAGAUGCACCACAGGGAGGGUCGCCCAAUGAUGCAGGAAGAACUAACAUCAGCCACAGGAUACUUGUGUCCAGUCUUUGCUGCCUGACCCUGUCUCUCGUAAAGAGUAAUCCAGACCUGUCUGAGGAAACGAAAGACAAAAUCGCUUUGCAGAUUCUCUCAGAUGCACACCAUCCAGCUAUUGUUUCAUGUGAAGGUAAGUUAUGGAUGAGGAUUGUUCACAGUCUGGGGAUUGAGACACAAGGCUUUGUUGAGCGUCACUUGGAUGCCAUAAUGGAGAUGAUAGUCUCAAGCAGCACGUCUCAACAGUGCUCACAGAAUAUGCUCCAUGCCAUGGCGGGACUUGCACCAAAAGUGAUUUUACCGAGAGUGGUGAAGCACAGUACAGUUUGUUUAGCAAAACCAGCCUUCCAGCAAGUGACUAUGGAGGAGCAUGCCAUACUGUACACACCAGAAGGAGAGAUCCACAACACCAGUGUAUUGGAAAGUGUCAGGGUAGCAGAAGCAGGAAAAAAGCAAAACAUGAAGAAAGAAUCAAAGGCUUAUUCCUAUGAGGAUCAACUCUGGGAGAAAGAUAUACGUGAGUCAAUCAAAAAGAAAAAGAAAGCCGAGGGAAAACUUUCAGAAAAGGAUGAGAUGAGCCAGAAGGAAAAAGAAAUCUUUGAAGCUCAGCUGAUGAAGGAAGCAGAAAUAAGAGACAGAUUAAAAGAGCUUCAAAGGGAAGUGGUGCAAGUAGGAUCACUACUGGAGACAGCUAUAACAGCAAACCCAAACGCCAUGCGUAUGUACACCCCCACCAUCCUCACCACCCUACUGCCACUGUUGCAGUCCCCCCUGACUGCAUCUGUUAUGAUUCCUGUUCUGGUGAAGCUUGGUAAAAGUGCAUUUAACGACGAUCAAGAACAUCUUGCUGAGCUCGUUGGAUACGUCACUCUGCGACUUUUAAAACCAAUGUGCCGUAUUGACCAAGCCUGGUGUGAAGAGGAUUUGUUAUCAGCGACCAAGCGAGUUAUCUCUGUCCUCCACUCCACAUCAGUUCCUGAUCUAAAUACUGUUGGAUCAAGUUCAUCAGACUCAUUGACCGAGCUUCUGUCAGCCCCAGCGUUUGCGUUCUGUUUUCCUUUUCUAAGAUGCGUGCUACGAGAUGGAGGCAAGAAUGUCAAGGGAAAUGAAGAUCUCAGACAGCAAGCGUUGCAGAUUGUUGCUGAACACUGUAAAUUACGAGCGAAUAACGACGAUGAUGACGAGGAAGAUGAGCAGGAUGAAAAUGACCCGGCUUUGUUACCAAGAGAAGAAAUGCUGUAUUUAUUGACUGAGAUUAUUUCCACGAGUGCGGACACCAUCAAGGGUUCGAGAUUACAGCAACUGGCAUCUCUCAGUCUGGUUGAGCUGUGCAAGGCGACAAGCGGCGAAUAUGGUUGUGCCACAGCAGCACCAGGCGAGAUCUCUGUUCUGUUAAACUCCCUGGAGUCCCCCGCAGCCUCAUUGCGAUUUGCAACCUUGCAAGGGCUUCUGGUCCUCACCUACCUUCUUUCUACAAGGGAUCAUGGGACAUCACAGACUGCUCGACUUGUAAGACGAUUGUGGGUGGCCAAGUUUGAUGUUGAUGAAGAAAAUGCUAAAUUAGCUGAGAGGUUAUGGCAGGAAGUAGGUUUCACUGCCCCAGAGCCAUUAUGUAGUGCACUUUUGGACGAUGUCGUACACGAUGUAGAAAUUAUCAGAAAAGCCGCUGCCCCAGCGCUGGCGGCGGCCAUUAACGAACACCCGGAUGUUGCCUCAGCCAUUCUUCAGCAGCUGGUGGAUCUCUAUGAUGUAAAACUCAAGGUGCCUCCUCCAGUCGUGGACAGUCUGGGACGAGUUGUGCCAGCUGACAACAUGGACCCUUGGGAUGCAAGGUGCGGAAUAGCUCUGGCUCUCGGUGAGAUAUCGCCCACGCUAUCUGAAGAGGAGGUCCCUCCAUUGUUCGUAUUUUUCGUUCCAACUGGUCUGGGAGAUCACAAUCUUGAGGUCAGGAAACACAUGUUGAAUGCUGCUCUGAAGGCAGUAAAUGAUCAUGGAAAGGCCAAUAUCGCGCUACUUCUUCCUGUAUUUGAGCAGUUCUUGGACAUGGCACCAGAUACUUCUGCGCAUGACACGAUCCGUCAAUCAGUGAUUAUUUUGAUGGGUUGCUUGGCGCGGCAUUUAGACAAAGAUGAUCCUAAGGUUAGACCAAUUGUUGGAAAACUCUUGAAUGCUCUGUCAACACCCUCACAGCAGGUUCAAGAAGCUGUAGCAAACUGUCUUCCUCCACUUGUUCCAGCAAUCAAGUCGGAAUCUCCAGAUAUGGUGAAGAACCUGUUGAACCAGCUUCUUGAUUCCACUGUGUACGGUGAGAGGAAAGGUGCAGCUUACGGACUGGCGGGACUGGUGAAGGGUUUGGGAAUUUUAUUCCUCAAACAGCUGAAUAUUAUGUCCACACUACAGGAAGCUAUACAAGACAAAAAGAAUUACCGACAUAGGGAGGGAGCGCUGUUUGCUUAUGAGAUGCUUUGUACAAUGCUGGGCCGUUUAUUUGAGCCUUAUGUUGUACAUGUUCUACCAAACCUACUGCUCUGCUUUGGGGAUGGAAACCAAUAUGUAAGAGAGGCCACCGACGACACUGCUCGUGCAGUCAUGAAGAACCUCAGCGCACAUGGUGUCAAGCUUGUUUUGCCGUCCUUGCUGGCUGCGCUUGAAGAGGAUUCGUGGAGAACAAAGACUGGUAGUGUUGAGCUCCUUGGUACUAUGGCGUUCUGUGCCCCAAAGCAGUUAUCGUCAUGUCUUCCCAGUAUUGUGCCUCGCUUGUGUGAAGUUCUCACAGAUUCUCACAUGAAAGUACAGAAGGCUGGAGCCCAGGCCCUCAGACAAAUCGGCUCAGUGAUCCGAAACCCAGAAAUUCUAGCCAUUUCGUCCGUUCUUCUCGAAGCCCUAAUGGACCCAUCUACCAAGACUGCACCAUGUUUACAAGUUCUGCUCCAGACCUCUUUCGUUCAUUUUAUUGAUGCUCCAUCCCUCGCUCUCAUCAUGCCCGUCCUGCAACGCGCGUUAAGCGAGCGUUCAACUGAAACCAAGAAAAUGGCGGCACAAAUUAUUGGAAAUAUGUGUUCUUUGACGGACAAAAAGGAUCUCGCACCAUAUUUGGGUGCAGUUGUUCCAGGAUUGAAACAGGCCUUACUUGAUCCAGUACCAGAGGUCCGUGCAGUAUCUUCCCGCGCCCUCGGUGCUUUGGUUCGCGGUAUGGGCGAAGAGUGCUUUGAGGAUCUGUUACCAUGGUUGAUGGAGACUCUGACGUCAGAGAACAGCAGUGUAGACAGAUCAGGAGCAGCUCAAGGUCUUGGUGAAGUUUUAUGUGCUAUGGGUACCAACAGACUCGAGAAACUUAUGCCGGAAGUGAUUUCAACCACAGAGCGCGUUGAUUUGGCGCCACAUGUACGCGAAGGAUACCUGAUGCUGUACAUCUAUCUUCCUUCAACUUUCAAAGAUGACUUUAUUCCAUUUGUGGGACCCGUCAUACCUUCUGUGCUGAAGGGCCUGGCAGAUGAGUCCGAAUAUGUACGAGACACAUCUCUAAAGGCUGGUCAGCGGAUUGUGAACUUGUACGCCAACACAGCCAUUGAACUGUUCUUACCAGAGCUGGAGAAAGGAUUGUUUGACGAUAAUUGGAGAAUACGACACAGUUCUGUCCAACUGCUGGGUGAUCUGUUGUACAAGAUAUCUGGUGUAACUGGUAAAAUGUCCACUGAAGGCAAAGAGGAUGAUAACUUUGGAACCAGUCAGUCCAACCAGGCCAUCAUCGAAUCCCUGGGUGCAGAGCGCCGUAAUCGUGUGUUAUCCGGGCUCUAUAUGGGCCGUUCUGACGUUUCCCUGAUGGUGCGCCAGGCGGCCUUGCACGUGUGGAAGGUUGUGGUCCCUAACACGCCUCGUAUCCUAAGAGAGAUUCUCCCCACGCUGUUUUCUCUUCUACUUGGAUGCCUAGCGAGUACCAGCUAUGACAAGAGACAAGUUGCAGCUCGCACCCUGGGAGACCUUGUUCGCAAACUUGGUGAACGAGUUCUUCCCGAGAUCAUUCCGAUCUUGGAGCGAGGUUUGGACAGCGACAAGUCAGACGAGAGACAAGGAGUUUGUAUUGGACUCAGUGAAAUUGUCUCCUCAACCAGCAAGGAACAGGUAAUACAGUAUGUAGAUUCCCUGGUACCCACGGUGCGUCGUGCUUUGAUUGACCCGCUGCCUGAAGUUCGUGUGGCUGCAGCCAAAACAUUUGAUCAGCUUCAUAACACCAUCGGAGCGAAAGCUUUGGACGACAUUCUGCCUGACUUGCUCAAGAAAAUGGAUGACCCUUCUCUGUCUGAGUACGCAUUGGAUGGGCUCCGUCAGGUCAUGGCCGUGAAGAGCAGAGUCGUACUUCCUUUCCUUGUACCCCAGCUCAUCACUCCACCUGUUAACACUCGUGCGCUGGCCAUACUGUCUGCCGUCGCAGGUGAUGCACUUACCCGCCAUCUGAAUAGGAUUCUACCGGCCAUGCUUAAAGCCAUACAGGACUGCUUUGGAACAGAGCAUGAAAAAGAAGAGCUGGAAGGCGCAUCUAGUUUAGUGUUGUCGGUUGAAGAUGACGCUGGAAUCAGGACCAUUAUGGAUGAACUCAUGGCAGCCUCUAAGGAUCCUGUCCCCGGCAUGAGAAGGGCUGCAGUAUCUCUCAUGCACACGUUCUGUCAGGAGACUAAGGCAGACUAUUCCCAGUUCAUUCCGGCCCUGUUUCGUGGAAUAAUUAACCUGAUGAACGACUCUGAUGAACUGGUUGUGGAAAUGAGCUGGAACGCUUUGAAUGCAGUAACCAAGCGUCUGGAGGCCUCUGAGCAGUUACAGUAUAUCAGCCACGUACGGCAGGCAGUCAAGUAUGUGUCAGAUGAGGUCAAGGAUGGAGAUCUGCCAGGGUUCUGUCUUCCUAAAAAGGGUAUUGCUCCCAUUCUACCGAUAUUCCGAGAGGGAAUCUUAAAUGGUACUCCAGAGUUAAAGGAGCAAGCUGCCAAGGGGCUUGGAGAAGUGAUCAGUUUGACAAGCGCCGCAGCACUACGACCAUUUGUAGUAAACAUCACUGGGCCCCUGAUUCGUAUCCUUGGAGACCGAUUUACGUGGAACGUCAAAGUGGCAGUCCUACAGACUCUGGGUCUUUUGUUAGGCAAAGUAGGCGCGAUGUUGAAACCCUUCCUUCCUCAGCUUCAGACUACGUUCAUCAAGGCCCUGAAUGAUCCUAACCGAGAGGUGCGCGUACGCGCGGCUUCCGCGCUUCAGAAACUGAUUAAACUGCACACACGAGUGGAUCCUCUGUUUACGGAACUACACAAUGGAGUAAAGAACACCGAAGACAAUACCAUAAGGGAAACACUGCUACAGGCCUUAAGGGGAGUCAUCGCUGGCGCAGGACAGAAGAUGGGUGAUCCAAUAAGGAAGACGUUAACCACAACACUGCUGGAUUUACUGGGACAUGGAGAUGACAACAUUCGUGUAGCGGCAGGUGGCUGUAUUGGAUCAUUAGCUCUUAUUGUUCCAGACACUGAACUCGAGUAUAUCAUCAAUGAUCAUCUCAUAGUGAAUGACCCCACUGUUGACUGGACAGUGCGCCACGGUCACGCUAUUGCUCUGUCAGCGGUAUUACACGAUGCUGCCGAGAGGAUGGUGUCCCUGGGCCUGUUUGAAGUCGUUACUGACAUGGCUGUGGCACAUGCUAACACAGAUAGGAUUCCCAUUUGUAGUUCCGGUGUGAGGUGUCUUGGAUUCAUUCUCGCUCACUCGGUUGUGCAGUGUAUUCCGCCAUCAACAGAGGUGCUUGAAACCCUACUCAAGGUACUACAAGAAGGCGCAAACGACGUGAAAACGAUCGCGGCAGCGUCUCUGCAACACGUCGCACGUAGAAGCCCAGCGUCUUUGGAUAACGCUCUUCUAAAAGUCAUAGUUCCAGCAUUACUUGCGUCUUCCAAAGAAAAGAACACAAUUGUGAAAUCCUCUGCUGAAUCCGCACUUCUGUAUGUCCUGCGGCUUCGAGAAGGCGAGUCAGCACUUCAGUCCUGCUGCCGUAUUUUCGACGCCACAACUGCAGAAGGUAUACAGGAUCUAUGCCGAAAAUCGUUACGUCGCUUAGCAACUCAAGAAGAAGACCCGGAUGAAUUAGAAACUUUUUUUUCGUCUGUCGAUCAAGGAUGACACCAACUAAGAAAGUGUCUGAACCAUCACCAGGUACUUUUCAUUGAUACGAAACGCAAGAGCCUAAGGGAACUGAUGCUUUGUGAAUUCCUUCAGAGUUGCAAAUGUAACUGCGCUAUUUGAGACGCAAAUAAAUUGUUUCUA
This is a messenger RNA of Pocillopora verrucosa, 8265 nucleotides long. Its product is annotated as stalled ribosome sensor GCN1. The record is from RefSeq and is a predicted model, not a curated record. Gene Ontology annotation, molecular function: protein kinase regulator activity. Gene Ontology annotation, biological process: cellular response to amino acid starvation; regulation of translation. Gene Ontology annotation, cellular component: cytosol. Lineage: Eukaryota; Metazoa; Cnidaria; Anthozoa; Scleractinia; Pocilloporidae.